UUUUAUUUAUAUUUUUUAUUCGGGGAUUUUUUCGCAAGCAAUGCAAUUAUACGUUUUUGUACUUUUUCGUCAUUGUUGCGCAUUAAAGUAUUGUAAGUUCGUACACGUAAAUACAGUAGAAUAAGAAUAUAAUGGCGACUUUGGAAAAACCGAAAGUGAAAACAAAGAAAUCAAAAGUUAAACCUAAACCGGAAGUAUCCAUAAACACCUUAGCUGAGGUCGAUGAUCAGUCAAAAGAAAUAAAUGAGUCUGCAGUUAGCGGCGAAUUGCCUGUUGAGGAUAUACAAGAUGUGGACUUUGAUCAGUUUGCAACUACUAGUACUCGCAACAUUAUAAGUCAAGAAUGUUUCAUAGCUUCUGAAUAUGUAGAACCAACAGAUGAUGUGCCUACAACCGGAAACAUCUCGCCGGGACAGGUUUCCUUAGCAGAAGAGCUUGCCCAAAUAGAUUCAAUAAAAGAAGCUUCAACAGCUUCACCAUCUGUAAUGGAUUUGCAUACAACACCAACAGCACCUAUUGAUGAUGCCUCAAAAACUAUACCAACUCUAAUUGCGCCGAUAGAAACGGUGCCGGUUUUACAAUACCCUAAUCUUACUACACUCCAACAUGUUGAAACUAAAUCAAAUGUGAUUUAUAAACCUACAAAAGCAGCAUCGCCUAAAUAUUCCUUUACCAACAGUCAAUUGCUACCAUUUACGUUGGAACAACGAAAGCAACUAUAUCAUUGUGCCGAUUUAGACCUGGUGCAACAAUUCGAAUUAGAUUUUCUUAUGAACUCCUUGUUGGAAACAUAUGAAAAUGAUCCCCUUUAUGCAGCGCUGAUUGAAUACUAUAAUUUACAAAGUAAACUCUCUGUUAAUAAGUACGAUGUGGAUAAAGCACGCAAAUUAGUCACAAAUGCACAGAAACACAUUUGGACAGAGGUACCUGUCACAAAGACUUUCUCAGCGCUAUGUGGCGAUAAGGUGCUAGUAAAAGAGACGGUCACAUACAACGUUGCUCAAGUAGAUGGAAAGAACUUGGCGAACACUUCUGCCGCAUUAAAUAAUCUCUAUGAAUUAGUCUGCAACACAUACACCACAAAUUUAAUAACAGCAAAAAUUACCAAAGUCAAGAUCGAUCAAAUGAUUGAUGACAUAAUAUCACCCGACUGCCUGGUAAAGCUGGCACAGAAGGAAACAAUCACUUUACAAAAAGAGCUCAAUCCCUCAGUUAUACCAUAUGUGGCACAUAUACGACGCUCUAUAUCAAUUUUAUUUAGUUUCGUGCGCAAAUUGAGUCCAAAUAAGGACUUUUCGAACGAUUUAAAAAUCUGGGUUCGCAAAUUGGUUUCAUUGCACCUGCUCGUUGCGACUAAAGAAGAUCACUGGUUUCUACUAUUCAACAUACUGCGCUGUCCUAGUGGUGUUGGCGAUUGGGCAACUGAGCUGCUGCAAAUACCAUUUGGCGUGACGACAUCAACUGAAGCUGCGACCAGCUCACGUAAUAGCGAGAUGCCGCUAAAUAUUAAUUCACCGGAAAUGAAUAAUUGCAUAGCGACAUUGCAAAUAUUACUUUUGCCCAUAAAAAAACGCAACGAAUACCUGAAAGAUUUCGAAAAAUCCCACAAGGAAAUUUCGGACCCUGCACGUGAGGAACGCUGGAUUCUCAUAGAUUCAGAUGGCGAAGACAGUCACAAUGCCAAUGGCGAAUGCGUGGGUUUGAAAGAGAGCGAUUUGAUUGCCUUUCUCAAUCAAAUACCGUUUGGAAAAAUGUUUAUAUCCGCUUUGAAUAUUGAGCAAUUUCUGAAUGACUAUGUAGUUUCACCAGAUCUUAUACUGGCCAACGAUGUGCUGCGCGUGAUCACAUAUUUUUCGAACUUGAUCGAAAUUUUCGGCGAAGGCAUGUUGACAUACAAUACGGAGCGUUACAAACAACUAGCAAAGCGUUUGGGACGUCUUAUACGCCAUACGCUACAAUACAGUAGUGAUUAUUACGAGCUUUUCAUGCACAACACAAUCCCAAAGGAUACCAAGACGUGUGAACGCAUAUCCGUGGAACUUAAUGUCCUCUUAUUCAAGGCAUGUAGCUAUAUAUAUCGUUCACGAAAUUUGAGCACAUGGCAAUAUUUCUCGUCACUGCCCUUCCAUUCACUGGAUAAUGAAAUUACAUGGCAAAUAUUCUAUUACUUAAAUAUCGGAUAUCCAACGGAAAUGCCGACAGUUGAAAUAGAUUAUAGCGAGCUUAUUAAUACGCCAGAAUUCUGGAAAAAAUUCAACGUUGCUAAUGCAGAUUCAUCCGCUGAGGAUUUAUACUAUCUGCUGCAGGCAUUUUUCGAAAUUGCCAAUGAGCGCGACAGAGGUAAAGACUGGGAGUUAAUAAAAACGAUAUGUCUGCAUAUUUUUAAUAUUGGCUAUGUGAACGCAAAUACACGCGAAAUUUGCUACAAAACCUCACGUGACAUGUUGGUAAACUUAACACUCUCUUAUGAGGAUCUCAUCACAUGCCUGUUGCUGCAAUUGAAAGUGCGCUUUAAUGAAAUCGAAAAUGGCAUCUAUCUCAUCAAGUCAUUGCCAUUGGAGAACUGGAAACCCGGCAUGGACAGUUUUGAAAUACUCUCCAAUUGGUUACUCCACUACGACUAUACCUCACAAGAGAAUAUGCUUGCACGCAUUGUUAUAAGCCACCUGAAUUGGGGUUUCGAUUAUGAUGGGCGUCUCUUCUUGCCACAUAACAUACACCUACGCAUGGCGUGUUUGGUAUCCGAAGCGCUGAAUAAGCAUGCGCCAGAAGUUAUUGGUUUAUCUGGCAUUUCCGAGAGCGUACGUCAAGUGUCAAAUCUUAUUGAUUUAUCAGUAACCUCAAAAGAGCAAUUCUCCACCUGGUGUUGGACGAUGAUCUCACUAUUGCGUUUGCAUUUGAUGGAUCAAGGUGCUGAGUCGAUAAAGCGCACGCUGCGCAAUCCCACAGAGCCACUAAUGUUUGUGCCCGAACUGGAACAUAUUGAGUUAAUUUAUCAGGGUGUUACCGAGAAUAGACCACUUUCUGUUUAUGUUGCUGUACUGGUCAGUCUGCACGGGCACACAAUACCAUUGAUUUGUCAGAAGGGACUCGAGCUAAUGAAGUUGCUUUUAAGCGAUUAUCGCCAUGCGGCUGUUAUACGUUGCUUAGAAUUGAUAGUGCCGUUAUUUUUGGAGACACCCGAAACUUUAGCUAAUUGUGAAAAUUUUCAUGCAAUAUUAAAUACAUUACUGAGUGCCGAUCGCACCUACUUGAAAAUGGCAAAAGACAUAAUCUAUCCAAACUCAAUUGGUCCGGUACUGCAGUUGCUCGAUAAUAUGAUUCAUCAACAAAUUAUCAGUUACACUGAAUAUGGUCUCCCUACGCCACUGAAUUUGAUAAAUGCUUGGUUGAAUUUGCUUACCGCGCUCCCCAAUUGGCAAAACACCAACGUUGUCUAUCUGCUGGACAUGAUUCUAAGAAUUGCCUAUCAGUUUGCGGAUGCGCGCUACCAAGCAGUGGAAUUCUUCCACAACUAUUUCAAGGGUUGUGACGAGUGGAAGGGCGCCAGCAAAAUGUCAACGCUAAAAACACUUUUCGGUUCUGUACAAUUGCGCAUACCAACAAUUUCGCCGCUUUAUGGCUGGCUGGCGCUGGUACUGUUGGAGAUCGAAUUUAAAACGCAAGAAGCUAACUUUUGGCCGGAGUUCUUACGUAACUUAGCGCUGGCGAAUGGUAGAAGCUCUUUGGAAGCGGCGUUAAAGAAAACAUUUGUGGCCUUCAAAAUGUCCAAUACAUUUCCACCACAGUUGCUUGUGAUUUAUAAAUAUGCGAAUUUAAUUGCGGGCAUGGAUAUUAGUCAUCCUGUCUUUCCGAUUGUAUGCCAGAAGUUUUUCGAGCUAUAUCUGAGUAGAGUGCCUUUGGAGUGUGAUGAGUACAGUUUCGGCGGUGUUUACGGUGUUUCGGAUAAAUUUUACGAAUACAAUGUGCCUUUGAUGAAAAAAAUUAGCACUAAUUUAAAAGCAGCUGAUGUUUUCUACUCAAAUGAAGCAACUAAACGCGCGACCGAAGAGAGCUUAAGCAUAUUCUACAAUGAUUGUUCGAAAAUAAUGAAGACUUAUGUGCUAUGGCUACAGGAAACCGCUAUAAAUCAACAUUCCAAAGACGAUUGUAAUUUUCCGCCACAAUAUAAUAAUGAGAAAUUACGCGAAAUCUUUAAUGGCAACACUUCACAUUGGACGGAAUUCCUCUAUUUGCCCGAUAUACGUAAAAUACAAAAACAACAAGCUCAACAGUGGGCACAAAAAUGUCUACGUUCGAAGGCAAUCAAACAACUGCGUACGCCUUUGCCACCAAAACAGCGCAUUGAACCGGCCGUACGCAUCAAACAACUUUUAUCAUCCUACGAUAAGAUUUUGGAAGCGCCACCAUAUACGCAGCCAGUAAUUAGUGUAACAAAAGAAAUUACAAAUAACACUUUUACGGAGCUCAAAGCGAAAUUAAAAACUCUUAACAGCAUGGCAACCAAAUUCCACUACGACACCAGUGAAUUAAAUUCGCUCAAUCGUAACUAUUUGGAUAUGGUUACGAAGCUAUACAAAAUGAUGCCUUACGAUGAAGUAAAAAUCAGAAGCUGCAAUUCAUUGCUCUUCAACCGACAAUGCAGCAAUCCAGCGCGCAUCACCGCCAAACUUGAGCAAAUACGCAUAGACAGUGCGGUGGAAGCGAAUAUAAAUAAAUAUAAAGAACGCCAUGACAAAAUCAUUAAUGGCAUGCUUAAGCUAAAUGUGGAAGAGUUUGCGCGUUGUGUGGAGCAGUUGAGCGACAUUAUGCGCUUAUUAAUUGCCACCAAUUCCGCGCAGCGUAUGACAGUUGUCACCAAUACAGGCAUACAUUUUUUUUACACCGUCGUGGAAAAUCUCACUGAUGUUACAAUGAAAUUCCAGCCAACUAAUGAUUUAUACAGUCAGCUUUUAAAUGAGCUUAACAUCUUUCUGCAUGAUCACCAAGAAAAGGAGGGCCUUAAUAUAUUGGAAUUAGCUUUAAAGCGUUCCGAUCUAAUAAAGCAGCUGGCCGCUGCAUUUGUGCCAUAUCGCACGCCACCACAGAAUUUUUUGAAAAUGUACCAAUUCUUGGUUGAGUCAUACUUGAAACGCUGUGAUACAAAGAUACUCUUUGUGCUAUUGUCAAAAUUUGAUUUGGUGACUUGGCUUGAAAACUUCCAACCGAAAUUAAGCGAUAUUAAUCAGUUAUUGCAACUGGUACUACAAGGCCUCGAAUGUUGGUCACAACCCGAUUCGGGGCUCCUGCAGGAUCAAUUCCGUCGUCAUUUGAUACACGUCUUCGAUUAUGAUUUUCCACAACAUUAUGGCGAAGUAUUGCAAAUGGUUUUGGAUCGUAUUUCAGAGCAAAAAUUAAUGCCAGUUGUACUAUUGGAUUUAUUGAACUCACUGUUGGUGCGCUUGAAAUGUAAAACUUUGUCUAUGGACGCGAAAAUCGACGAAGUUGUGGAAAUUUCCAUUGAUUUUGCGCGUCGUCAAAAUCUUUUCAAUUUAAAAGGUGCCACAGAUACGGUACUGUUAUUUGCGCGUCACUUCCAGAAGGAGCGAUUGCAUCACGGUCUGCAUGGCUUAUAUCCCAAGCACAAAGACUACUGUAAUCCACUCGCUAUGUGGUUCUCAUGUAUGGGUCACGUUGUGGUGGCUACUGCCAUUUGCACCUUCCAAGAUAUGCUGGCGGAUCAAAUUAGCGAUAUCGUUUUCGGUUCAAUUAUUGAGCUUUAUUCACCCUGGUUGGUGCCAUACACCGAGGACACGCUGCAACAUUCUUCAGCGAAUUGGAUACGCCAACUGACGGCGAAAGAUAAGAUCUUGUUGCCCUGGAGUGAGCAACAUGCGAGCAAAAGUAAAAUUAUGAUUAAAUCCUUAAUAGAUAUAUUGGAUUUCGUGCUGGAGAACCUACCAGCAUCUCACGUGACGCUCUCUCAUAUGUUCGGUUGGUAUGUACAUCACUUCGCCAUUCCAAAAAUUGAUUUUCACAUUUACGCGAAUAUACACGAGGGUAUGGGUGCAUUGCCCUGGGAGCGAUUUAAGCCACAGCCAGCGCAAAUAGAUUUGUUUCAUGAGAAUCUACAAAAAUUCGUACCGUCCGCACAUGCCAUGAUGGGACACAUAUUCAUACGCAUCAAUUGGCUCGCUUGGUUCGAGGAAACUUUUCCUACCAUACCCAUCAAUAUGCGUUCUCAAGUUAUUUCACGACUCUUUACGGUUUUCGUGAAAAUCUCCUUUGAACCGAACAUACACAUAAACAUAAAUACAAGUAAAAUAUUAGAGGACGCCAUUAAGUUUCCUUGGUACAUGGUCAACUACUCAGAGUUGGAGAGUCUCUUCAAAUGGUUUGUGACCACCGUAGAUUACCCCAUCAUACUGAAAAUGCCAACAGAAACAAACUACGCCGACAGAGCCGUACUCGACUUACUGCGUCUCAGCUGCGCGCUGAUGCCCGAGCAGGCUACCUCCUGGGAGGCAGUUAUGCAGCCCAUAAAUUACGCUACAGCAAAACGCAUACUAUACACACGCAACUACAUUGUUCUGUUGUGUCGCACGGUAACGAAAAAUCCCAAACUGAUGAGCACAAAGGAAGGUAUGAAUGCCUUCAACGCAGCCUUCACUGAACUGCUCAAUACUGUGAAUAGAUCUGUGCUUGCGACUGCUGGCAGCAAAACCAUUGAUGAGCAAAAGCGUGAAGCGCUAAAUCUUAUGGUGGAAAUAUUGGUGCCUAUGCAAACGCAACGUUUGGAGACAUCCAACCAACUAGUGGACACGUUGAUUCAUUGGCAGGGGCAAUGUGAAUCCGGUAAUUUCCUGCUCUGCAGCACGCUAAACGCUAUUGGUCAUAUGAAGACCUUUGUGACGGGCACCUAUCCACUUUUGGAAUCAACCAUUGCGCAUUAUUUCCGCACCUCAACGGAGUCACAAGAUUGGCACACGCCCACCUGGAAAGCACUGCGCGAAAUAUUGGAAACAUCUUUUGGUAAAAUGGACUUGAUGCCCAUCUUGCGUGGUCCAUUCUUUCUAACGCUGCACAUCUUUUUCAUACAUAAAAUGGAACAGAUUGCCAAUAUCGGUGAUAAAAUUACUUUCCUGCAGGAUGUGUGCCAGCUGGUGGAGGGCUGUAAAACGAAUCCCUACACAGAGCCACGUUUAGCGCUGGUUUGGUGCGCGAUCAUUUCUCGCGGUUGUCAGCUACUUUGUGAGACGCAAAAUGUUAAAAAAGUUUUAUUUAUGUUUGCCUCCUACAUGUGCCUAACGUCUGCACAAUCCGAGGGAUGGGGUGACACACUAUUGGGCGCCAUUGGUUUGAAGACUGACGUUGUUACGAAUAAGCGCAAAGCACUCGCGCGUUGUUUAGCCUGCGUACUAUAUUCCUUAUUUCCACAUACGAGUUCCACUGGCCCUUAUCCAUGUGCCGAAUUUGAGACCUCAUUGCAUGAGUUAACGGUGCUAUUGGCAAAUAAGAAAUUCGCUGAUAUAAAACAACAAAUCAUAACGGCCAUCGGCAUUAUCAAAGAAGAAAGUAUGCCCGCUUUACGUGAUGUACCACAUCUAGUUUUCCGCCUCAUUGGUAUAUUUUAUAACAGCGUUUUUAUUCCAACUGUUCCCGAGCUGUGGGAUUUUGACUCUAGGUUUACCUAAACUCUUCAAUAACUAUUUAGUCUUUCAUAUUUUGUGAUUUAUGUCAAGAUACAUAUUUACACAUAAGCUUACAUACAUGCAUAUUUUUAUAUACAAUAUUUUUCAAUUUAAUUGCUACAACAUAGUUUUAAUCGAAAUACAUAAAGUCAUAAUAAAAAGCUAUAUUUUACAAGAUAAA
Molecule: messenger RNA, 7851 nt
Organism: Zeugodacus cucurbitae (melon fly)
Lineage: Eukaryota; Metazoa; Arthropoda; Insecta; Diptera; Tephritidae
Gene: Epg5
Product: ectopic P granules protein 5 homolog
Exons: 29
Coding region: 132-7673 (2513 amino acids)
Biological process (GO): autophagosome maturation
Cellular component (GO): cytoplasm
Source: RefSeq, a predicted model, not a curated record